Mizuhopecten yessoensis (Yesso scallop) is the source of this 3413-nucleotide messenger RNA. Its product is annotated as multiple epidermal growth factor-like domains protein 11. NCBI's taxonomy places the organism in Eukaryota, Metazoa, Mollusca, Bivalvia, Pectinida, Pectinidae. Gene Ontology annotation, cellular component: membrane. The record is from RefSeq and is a predicted model, not a curated record. The coding region runs from base 82 to 2613 and encodes 843 amino acids. The transcript is spliced from 20 exons.
CGAAAGUGAGCGUAACCCCUGGAUAUCGAUGAUGGCAUUGUGAAUGUCACAAACGCAGCCAACACCAACCGUUAGACAAUCAUGAUGCUGCUGAAAAUCCUGAUUUUGUUACUUCAAAUAUCUGCCUUAGUGGCAAAUGAACGUGUUCGUUUGGUUCAUGGUCGGACACGAAAUCAAGGCCGUGUAGAGAUACACCACAACGGACGAUGGGGAACUAUUUGUGAUGACGGUUUCGGGAAUGCUGAAGCAAUGGCAGUUUGUAAACUACUUGGCUACAGAUAUGGCACCUCUCUUGAUAAAGCCUUUUUUGGAAGCGGUAACGGAUCUAUAUUUGUGGAUAAUCUGGAUUGUUCUGUUGACCAAUCUUCAAUGCUCUCCAAAGGCCCACAUACAUUGCAACUUGGGGGAAAGCUUUGUCGUUUUAGCGGAUGGGGUGUACAAAAUUGCAGUCAUCAUGACGAUGUUGGAGUCGUGUGUGAAGAUGAACGUGUUCGUUUGGUUCAUGGUCGGACACGAAAUCAAGGCCGUGUAGAGAUACACCACAACGGACGAUGGGGAACUAUUUGUGAUGACGGUUUCGGGAAUGCUGAAGCAAUGACAGUUUGUAAACUACUUGGCUACAGAUAUGGCACCUUUCUUGAUAAAGCCUUUUUUGGAAGCGGUAACGGAUCUAUAUUUGUGGAUAAUCUGAAUUGUUCUGUUGACCAAUCUCCAAUGUUCUCCAAAGGCCCACAUACAUUGCAACUUGGGGGAAAGCUUUGUCGUUUUAGCGGAUGGGGUGUAAAAAAUUGCAGUCAUCAUGACGAUGUUGGAGUCGUUUGUGAAGUGUGUGAAUCCUGCCAAUCGCGGUGUCACUGUAAGUCCUCUGGUUGUGACUGGCAAACUCGUGUCUGUAAAAAUCAGGAAAGAGGAUGUUUGGAUGGAUGGAGAGGAAGGAGAUGUGACCAAGUGUGUGGACAAGGAACAUUCGGCCAGUCCUGCUCCUCGAGUUGUCACUGUAGAAAUUCGGGUUGUAACGCUGUGACCGGCGUUUGUACACACCAGAGAAAUGGCUGUUUGGAAGGAUGGAAAGGAGUUAGGUGUAAUCAAGCAUGUAGCGAAGGCAAAUUCGGCAAUUCAUGUAGCCAACAUAGUCACUGUAAGGUACCCGGAUGUCACAGUAUAACUGGCAUGUGUAAAAGUGGAGGCUGUUUACCGGGAUGGAGGGGGACAUCUUGCUCACAGGUAUGUGCACCAGGAGCAUUUGGCCAGUCCUGCUCCUCCAGAUGUCAAUGUAGAGCCACAGGGUGCGAUCCAGUAACAGGCGUAUGUACAACCCAAGGAAGGGGGUGUUUAGAAGGAUGGACCGGAGUUAGAUGUGAUCAAGCAUGUAGCGAAGGCAAAUUCGGCAAUUCAUGUAGCCAACAUUGUCACUGUAAGGUGCCCGGAUGUGUCAGUACAACUGGCAUCUGUAAAAGUGGAGGCUGUUUACCGGGAUGGACUGGGACAUCUUGCUCACAGGUAUGUGCACCAGGAAGAUUUGGCCAGUCCUGCUCCUCCAGAUGUCACUGUAGAGCCACAGGGUGCGAUCCAGUAACAGGCGUAUGUACAACCCAAGGAAGGGGGUGUUUAGAAGGAUGGACAGGAGUAAGAUGUGAUCAAGCAUGUAGCGAAGGCAAAUUCGGCAAUUCAUGUAGCCAACAUUGUCACUGUAAGGUGCCCGGAUGUGUCAGUACAACUGGCAUCUGUAAAAGUGGAGGCUGUUUACCGGGAUGGACUGGGACAUCUUGCUCACAGGUAUGUGGAUCAGGAACAUUCGACCAGUCCUAUAUUGUGUACAUCUCAAUCUCAAAAAUGCUUAUCCUUGUAUUUGUAUCUUUCUACAUAGCAUGUAGCGAAGGCAAAUUCGGCAAUUCAUGUAGCCAACAUUGUCACUGUAAGGUGCCCGGAUGUGUCAGUACAACUGGCAUCUGUAAAAGUGGAGGCUGUUUACCGGGAUGGACUGGGACAUCUUGCUCACAGGUAUGUGGAUCAGGAACAUUCGGCCAGUCCUGCUCUUCAAGAUGUCACUGCAGAUCGUCAGAAUGCGACCCAGUAACUGGCGUCUGUACAAAUCAAGGAAGACAGUGUGUUGACGGAUGGACAGGGAUUAGAUGUGAUCAAGUAUGUGCACCAGGAGCAUUUGGCCAGUCCUGCUCCUCCAGAUGUCACUGUAGAGUCACAGGGUGCGAUCCAGUAACAGGCGUAUGUACAACCCAUGGAAGGGGGUGUUUAGAAGGAUGGACAGGAGUAAGAUGUGAUCAAGAGUGUGAAUAUGGAACAUUUGGUCGGUCAUGCUCCUCGAGAUGUCAUUGUAAGUCCUCAGGUUGUGACACAGUAACUGGAGUCUGUACAAAUCAAGCAGGCGACUGUGAGGAUGGUUGGACAGGGCUUAGGUGUGAUCAAAAUAGUCUUAAAGAGAAGAAGGAGGAGGGGGAGGAGGAGGAAAGCAACAGCACUGGAUACCAAGCCGCCGUAUCCGUUCUUUCUUUUCUGCUGGUUGCGUGUCCCAUGCUCGUAUAUAGCGUCAAAAAAUUCAGAAUAAGCAAACAAAACAAUCUAUCAACAUAUGAUAACACCGAAAGCUCGUUAUAGUAAACGAACUCGAAAUAGUUCGGGAUACGACUUGCCGGAGGUCAGAGCGUAAAACUUCUCCACCCUUGUAGAAGACCAUCAAAAUAAAGUUUUUCCAAACCUGAUUAACUGUUCAUAAUCUUAGAUCAUAGGUCAUACUAACAACAUUUCUGUAUGUAAGUUGUGAACCAAAGACAUUUUAAUUUUGAAAAUUAGAAUGAAAGGUUCAAGUAAAGGUAUGCUAUUACUUCACUAUAUUAACUUUACUUACAAAAGUAACUUUCCUGUUAAAUUUGUUAUUCCCAGACAGAUAUAGAGCAUAUUCACUGCCAAACUUUUGUUGCUCAAGACUACUACAUGCUGGCGACAAACAUGAGAUUAAACAGAUAUACAGAAUUUCAAGACAAUAGGCAGACAGUGAUAUUUUCAAUACUGUUAUAUCAGUCCGAGAAAGACAGCAUUAAACGACAAUUCGUUCAGGUUUAUUUGUGUCGUCACACCAUUUCAUAAAUGAGUAACAUGUGUAUCUUUUAUGACAAUGAAUCUGUUAUUUGUGUGCUCAAAAUAUAUCUCCUGAAUGUACAAGUAACAUUCACAGGGUAUGACUGUGUUGUAUAACACAUGGUGAAAUGAAAUUCCGUACGAGUAAUUAGUAUUUAGAUAAGUCAACCAAUUGGCUAAUUUACACAGUAAUUACAACAAUAGAAAUAAGUAAUGAUGAUUCUUUGUGGUUUUCACAAAGAUGAUAAAAUGUCAUCUGUAAUAAGAGUCUCAUUGUCUAUAUUUGUAUGGCGUUUUGACUUAGAUAAGAUUAAUAAAGA